Macroventuria anomochaeta is the source of this 480-nucleotide messenger RNA. RefSeq lists its product as uncharacterized. The coding region runs from base 1 to 480 and encodes 159 amino acids. NCBI's taxonomy places the organism in Eukaryota, Fungi, Ascomycota, Dothideomycetes, Pleosporales, Didymellaceae. The transcript has a single exon. The record is from RefSeq and is a predicted model, not a curated record.
AUGCCCCACAAUAGCACUUGCAGAUCGAUGACGCUGAUUCCGACCGGAAGGCUGCAUCCUCAUGCGCUGUCAAGACUGAUACAAAACGCAAUGCCGUCGGGACGCCACGCUCGAUAUGCGUGUGAUGUUUUUGACAGAUGCGUGCUGUCGUCGGUCUUGUUUGGGUCGCACACGGCGGCCGACACACGACAAGGAGGGCCUGAAGGGGAAAUCAGGCGCGAGUACACCGGUACCUGCAUGCAUGCAGCUGAAACGGGUGUGGCGAAGCAGCGAGGCGACCAAUCGUACACUGUAUUGGGAGAGUUGUUACUGAGCUACCAGCUCUUCUCGCCUUGCAACCGCGUAUGGUCGUAUGCACUGCACUAUUGGACGACGAUAGCUGUAGAGGAAGAGCACAGCCAGCUCGGUUGCAUACUGUGUGUCCACAUGGUGCUCGUGAGAGGCGAGUUUGAGGGUUGUGCUCCUAGGAGUGGCGGUUGA